UUUGAUUUCGCCUUGAAGACGUCUCAACCUAUAAAACAAACACAAUUUCUGUCUUUCUAUUCAAAAUACAGGAAGAUGGGAGAUUGUAGGCCAUUGGGUUUCUUGCUGGGUCUGCCUUUUGCUUUGCUUGCAUUGAUUUUAUCUCUGGUUGGAGCUGUGGUAUGGAUCAUUGGAACUGUGUUGAGUUGCUUGUGCCCAUGCUGCAUUUGUUUUGCAUCACUUGCGAACUUCGCGAUGGAUCUCGUGAAGCUUCCUGUCAAAACAAUGAGAUGUUUCAUUCGUCAGAUUCCUUGUUGAUUGAUUGCUUGUUCUGUUGUAAUACAAUUUGAUUGUGUAAUUACUUUUAGAUUUUGAGGAUUAUUUUGGGUGACGUGAAAGUUAUGAUUCGGAGCGGGGAUGUGUGUUUGAUCUGCAAUUAAUCACGUUAUUGUAAUUGAUUUGAGUUUAAAUUUAGAAUGAUAACACUUUACAAAGCAA
This is a messenger RNA of Mangifera indica (mango), 477 nucleotides long. Its product is annotated as signaling peptide TAXIMIN 2. The transcript is spliced from 2 exons. The record is from RefSeq and is a predicted model, not a curated record. Lineage: Eukaryota; Viridiplantae; Streptophyta; Magnoliopsida; Sapindales; Anacardiaceae. Bases 76 to 297 code for a protein of 73 amino acids.